AGCAGCGCUGAAGCAUCAUCCCUAUGUUGUGUGCAGGCGCUUGGGACGGAUCUGCAGGAUUCAGCCGCAGCAGUUGUUUUGCGUCGGAAAGGGGACCUCUAGUAUGAGAACUUCCAUUCCAGCUCGUUUGGUUUCUUUCAUUCCCAUAUUUGAUCAUUUUAUUAGUUUUGCUCAUCCGACCUCAUUGUUUCCCCCGUCUCAUUUUUCUACUACUGUCAUCCACAGUUUGUUGCUCACCUCCACCACCAGCACCAGCUGAACGGGGAAUAUCUCACCAUUCCACCACCACCAGCCAUCAGUAUCUUUUUCUGCUGCUGCUGCUGCUGCUACUUUGGAUUGCUACCUGCAUUGCUGGACUAAAACGCAGGGGGAUUUAUAUUUGUAUUGAUUCAUAUCUGCUGCCCGGUCCACAGCGGACACCACUACCUUUUCUCUCUGAGGGAUGUAUUAUACCCGGUGAAGUGUGCGCCUUGAGAAAACGGGGGAGAAUAUUAACGCACUCUGCUGAAUGAACUACUGCCGUGCGCCUUUGGUUUUGGAGCAGGUCUCUCGCCUGGAGAUGCUCUAAUACAUCUGAUCGGGGUUUGUGGUCCGUGCGUCUCCCCACUGGAUCGGGAUAUAGGCGAAGAAAUUGUCGCGGUCAGUCCUAUCUGGAGCGCCUGACGUCUCGUUUUUUGGACAUACAUCGUUAUUUUGAGACGGAUUGUGCACCCACCGGGAGGCGGUAGGCUAACCAUGGGGGACUCGAUGUGGAGAUAUUAUUUUGGAGUUUUGUUUAUUGCCUGCAAGGUGGACUUGUCCCGGGCGCUUAUCCUGGAGUCUAUCUACUGGAACACAACAAAUACCAAAUUCGUGCCGGGCCAGGGUGUGGUAUUGUACCCCCAGAUCGGGGAUAAGUUGGACAUUGUGUGCCCCCGCGUGGACGGCGGGGUGAGCGACGGCGUGGAGUAUUACAAGGUGUACAUGGUGCCGCGGGAGCAGCUGGAGAGCUGCACCAUCACCAAGGCCGACACGCCGCUCCUCAACUGUGUGAAGCCCGACCAGGACGUCAAGUUCACCCUCAAGUUUCAGGAGUUCAGCCCCAACCUGUGGGGCCUGGAGUUCUUCAGGGGGAAGGACUACUACAUCAUCUCUACGUCUAAUGGCACUAUGGAGGGCAUCGACAACCAGGAAGGGGGAGUGUGCAAGACCAAGUCCAUGAAGAUAAUCAUGAAAGUGGGACAAAAUCCCUCUGACCCUAUUUCACCCAAAGACAACCCCACCAGACUACCUUACCCACCCAAGCACCCCGGCGACAAGGACUCCCGCGAUCCAAAUAACGAAGUGCUGGAGAAGCCAGGUGUAGCGCCCAGAGAAGGCGAGGGGAACAACAGCGCCGGCGGCAAGUCCUCCAGCGUCAUCGGCUCCGAGGUGGCCCUCUUCGCCGGCAUCGCCUCGGGCAGCGUCAUCUUCAUCAUCAUCAUCAUCAUGCUGGUCCUGCUGCUGCUCAAGUACCGGCGGCGGCACCGCAAGCACUCGCCGCAGCACGCCGCCACGCUGUCGCUCAGCACCCUGGCCACGCCCAAGCGGAGCGGCGGCGGCGGGAACAACAACGGCUCGGAGCCCAGCGACAUCAUCAUCCCACUCAGGACUGCUGACAGCGUCUUCUGCCCGCACUACGAGAAGGUGAGCGGCGACUACGGGCACCCGGUCUACAUCGUGCAGGAGAUGCCCCCGCAGAGCCCGGCCAACAUCUACUACAAAGUCUGAGCCUGCGACUCUGAGGCGAGAGACGUUUUUUCGGAACAAUCCCCUGGCAGGGCGGGUUUUUGGUUUUGUCUGGCGCGGCCGGCACGCCCGCAAACACUCUCUCUCACUCUCUCUCUCUCUCUCUCUCUUUCCCUCUCUCUCACUCUGUCGACCCUUCCUCUCUUCUGAUGUUUAGUUGCUAUCUUUUUGUUUUUUUUUUCCGCCCCUCGAAAAAAUCUUGACUUUGUUGUGCUGGUUUUCGGUUCUUAGUACCAGGUUCUUGUGGACGGGACGGGCGGAGGGCUGCCGCCGCCACUGCUGCUCUCUCGGGGCUUUUUGGGGACCAGAGAGGAGGACCGUCUCUCCUCUCCCCCAUGCCGCUCCCUGUUUUGUGUCUGUGCACUACGACCGGCGUCGCGGGGGGAACUUGCGUUUGUGGGAUCCGAAAGACGGACUGUCGCUGCGGCGUGUGUGAUUUGUUUUUGUUUUUUUUUUAAUCGGACGGGACGGACAGACGGAUGUGAGGGUGUCCCGGGAACGAGACGGGAGCCGAGAAGGAGUCAGCGGCCUCGCCUUAAAGAGAGACUGCUGCUUGGGAAAAGGAGAGGGAAAGAGACAACAAAAAAAAAUACGAGGAGAGGUGCAAGGAGGAUAUUGGCAGACCAUGAACUCGCGUCACAAAUUGGCCGCCCCACCCCUCCACCCCCCCCCCCCACACACACACAUUACUCACUCUGUGGAUUUACCAGCCAAACGUGGACAAGGAGAGGGCUUCUCGACGCUCCUCUCUGGGACUUCCCUGACUGACUCACAGAGAUGGAGAUCACUCACUUCACCCUGUCACCCACACACACACACUCACACACUCACCGGCACACACACACACACUCUUAUCCUGAACUGUUUGGGUCCUAGCAUGGACAACACCAUCUCUCCUCACUCCCACAGUGCAUUCUAUGUUUCUAGCAAGGCGACAUUCUUCAGAUGUUACUUGAAGGUUUUGGAAGAAAAAAAAAAAAACAACAGUUCCAUUUUUUUUUUUUUUUGUAUUGUCAACAUUUCUUUGUCUUAUUUUUGUUUAUAUCUGGUUUUCAUACCCUGGUGUAGUUCAAGUGCAGAUAGUUUUUUUCCCCCCCCUUCCGUGACGUGUUGUUAUCAGAAUUCAUAUCGUACGUGACGUUCAGACACAAGUGACCCACGCGUUGUUGCGGCCUGUCGGCUGGGAGUGGCGAGAGUGUUCGAAGUUAGGACUGAGGAUUUUUUUUUUUUUAUUUUGCGCCCUCUUGCCAGGGGAUAGGGUGCACACGAUCAGCCCUCUGUGGAAAUCAGGUCUGCCCAGGUGGCUUCUGGGACGGGUGGAGGACUUUCAUAUACAUAGAGCAGCACUUUUAACCCUUUUUGGUACCUCCACCCUCCAACGCCAGGCCACAGAGAGAGACAGAGACAGUGAUAGCUAGAGAUAGGAGAGCAGCUGCAUCCCGCCAAGUCAGGGACAGUUCGAGGUAAACUUUAGUAGCGAGGGCUAGCCUGAACUUUUCAGAAACUGGACUUUUUCAAAUGGGAAAGUGUUAGGGCAAUAAGAAAUCCAACUUGCCUUACCGCCGUUGUCGCAUUUCAGUGAAGAAGACGCCCCAGAUCUAGUUGAGGUUAGCACAGCCGGUGGCUGAAACUGCUCUAGGUACUGUAAUGUUUACCCCCAGGGGUCCGAGGAUGAUUGAGGGUGCCCCGAGGGCCCGAAUCAGAGUGACCGGUGCUCUCCUAUUCACGUUCAAAAAAAGCACAGGGACAUCUACUUACAUUGUCACUGUUUCUCAAUCUUCAUUAGCAUUUCUGUAUUGUGAUUUUUUUUUUUUUUUAAUUUACUUUGUUUUUUCUUUUUUUCUUUUUACAAAAUAGAUGUACAUUUAAAAGAUGAAAAAGUAAAAAAAAAAAAACAACAAAAAAAAAAACGACAACAACAAUGAAAAAGCAGAAUUUAUUUAUGAUAGACACAUAGAGCACAGGUGUUGUCAGGCGGUAUGGAGAGGAAGUAGAAGAAGAAGAAGAAGUAAUGUUAAUAUAUUAUGGUAUAAGUGCACAUUAUGCAAGCUAGGUUUUUGAUUAUUUGAUAUCUCUUGACCCAUUGAGUCCCAUAUUUUCAUGAGCUCUCGUCCAGACGGCUGCCUCUUCCGGAGACACAGGGCUAGGUCCUGGGAAGGGGACGAGGGAGGGCAGCCUGGACCCUGGCCUGAGGGGAGGAGAGUGAUCUGACCCAAAAUAGCUCACAUGGGUGCACACAAGGGCAGAGUAGCUGUGUCUCCCACACUCACUCACUGUAGCAUCUCCCAAAGGACGAUUCCCACGAACACCCAGUGCCCCUGAUUCUUCUCAUAAACACCCUUCAUGUUUUCUCUGUGCGUGCGCAUGUGUAUUCGUGUGUGUGUGUGUGUGUGUGUGUGGUUGCGCGUGCGUGGAUGCACCUCCUCUUGAGCAAGUCUAUAUCGUAGUAGACAGAAACUUCAGUUAGCUCACAUUCAUUGUUAUCUUUGGCUUAGGAGCAUUAUGACUCGAUUGUGACUUAGGCCAAACCCCCCAAGCAUAUAUCAGCCCAUCAUCGACAUUGUCAUUUGUUCAAGAAGAACAUCAAAUUUCACCGAAAAGCCAAGCCUUGUAUGAUCUGAGGUUUGUGCCUCUAAGAGGCUACAAAAUCUGCAAAUAUGCAAUUUUUAUUUAUUUUUUUAAUCAAUUCUGAAAAAAAAAAAUACACCUAUGGAAAGUGUUCUUAACCACUGAAAGAUGUAACGACAAACAAAAUGACACAAAACUAGCAAAGUACGUCACACGAGCCUGCUGUUAGGGUUUUUUUUUUUUUUUUUUUUUUUUUUUCAUUUGUAGUGUUAUUUUAACCUUUUUUCUGUUUUGACAAUGUGCCGUAGUACAAAGGUAAACUGUGAAAAAUGAAACCAUUAAAAAAAUGUAUCACACCUGGACAGGUAUUUAAGAAAAGGUGGAAAAAAAAGAAAACCAUGUAACACCAACAAAUGGCUGUUUAGUUGCUGUCUGACUGCGGCAGAAUAUGACAAUCUUAUUAGUUUCUUUGAAUCUGACGUCCUUAUCCUAGCCGUCGCUUGGCUGACGCUCCGCCAGCGCUGAGACAAAUCGGUUUGAUCGGCUCGGCCGGUCACGAAGCGUCGCGGCGAUGCUGUGGGAGUCUUAGCACGCAGGCUGGGAGAAGCACCUCAGGCUACUGUAAAAUGCCUUGCUCGUAUGGUCAGCCCUUGGUCACUUGACUCAGUAAUUUUGCACCGUACUUCUGUAGGUAAGAAACUGUAAAUACAUUAAUGUUUGUAUUGUAUAUGGAUCCUGGGUUGUUACGAUAGCCUUAUUCACCUUUUUAGGAAAGUAAAUGGAAAAAAAAAAACGUACAGAAAAAAUGGAAUACACUUCAGUAAAACAGAGCAUACUACUUUUUUGGUAAAUAGCUUGUGUAAAUAUUGACCAGAACCCAAUAAAAAAACAUUUUUUAUAAACUCUUAAAGUAAGAUGUUUUGUAUAAAAUUUGAAUUUUUUGCUAUGUAUUUUAGCUAGCGCUCGUUGGAAAGCCCAUGUCCUCCCACUCCCUCCCCUUUUGCACUGUUUCCAUGGUAAUUUGGUUUAAAAAAAAAAAAAAAAAAAACGAAAGAAAAGUUGCCAAACCGACUGCUGCAUAUUUGUGCCAUAAGUGUGUACCAUAAAUAUUUAUUGAAUUAGUUUUUUUCUUUUCUUUUUUUUGUUUCUGUUUAUGAUUUGAUUUCAGUCCAGUUUGUAAGAAACACAGUAUUAUAACUGCAUUGUUUGUUUGUCUACCCCUGGUUUCUUUAGUCUGUCAUGGUUGCCGGGUGGCUGUAGCCCCUUCCCCUCCCCCCCCCUUGCAGUAUGAGAUGGCCAGGCCGUGAAAAAAUGGUUUCAACUUUCAAAAAUUUAAAAAGACAUGAAAAGUGAGGAAAAAUGACACAUUCCACCAGUCUGUUACGAACUGAAAAUGUUUUUCAAUAAAAUGUUUUUCCUAUGGA
Myripristis murdjan (pinecone soldierfish) is the source of this 5759-nucleotide messenger RNA. RefSeq names its product ephrin-B2a (gene efnb2a). The transcript has 5 exons. Lineage: Eukaryota; Metazoa; Chordata; Actinopteri; Holocentriformes; Holocentridae. Gene Ontology annotation, molecular function: ephrin receptor binding. The coding region runs from base 736 to 1749 and encodes 337 amino acids. The record is from RefSeq and is a predicted model, not a curated record. Gene Ontology annotation, biological process: axon guidance; ephrin receptor signaling pathway; blood vessel morphogenesis. Gene Ontology annotation, cellular component: plasma membrane.